Messenger RNA from Aethalodelphis obliquidens (Pacific white-sided dolphin), 2872 nucleotides. RefSeq names its product spermatogenesis associated 22 (gene SPATA22). The transcript has 8 exons. The record is from RefSeq and is a predicted model, not a curated record. NCBI's taxonomy places the organism in Eukaryota, Metazoa, Chordata, Mammalia, Artiodactyla, Delphinidae. Gene Ontology annotation, biological process: regulation of meiotic cell cycle; gamete generation; homologous chromosome pairing at meiosis. Bases 307 to 1281 code for a protein of 324 amino acids.
AUGUUUCCAUGCCAGGGAAAAGGGGUGCGUGUCUUUACCUCUUUGUCCACAGAAGUGACGACGACACGGCGCCGAGCCCCCAGGUGGUGGCCUCUGCGCCUGCGCCGACGGUCGUGCGCGGCGGCGCCGUGCAUGCGCAGAGCACGACUUCCGCGUCUUUUCGGCGGCGGGAAGGCGGCUGGUGGUGGCUGACGCGGUGGCGGUUGACGGAGGCGAGGAACCUGAAGGUUAAAGUUUAGUCGAACAACUUCAUGUUGUAAAGUUGGAGCGCUAAAGAAAAAAUUAUAGACUUUGAUAUCGAAGGAAAUGAAGAGAAACAUAAAUGAAAAUUCAACUCGAAAUACAGCAGGCUGUUUGCCUGUACCACUGUUCAAUCAGAAAAAGAGGAAUAGACAGCCAUUAACAUCCAAUCCACUUAAAAAUGAUCCAGGUAUCAGUACUGCUUCUGACAGUUAUGAUUUCCCUCCUCUACCAACAGAUUGGGCCUGGGAAGCUAUGAAUCCAGAGCUGCCUCCUUUAACGAAAACAGUGAACACAGGGCAAAUACCACAUUCAGUUUCUCAUCCCCUGAGAAGUCAAGAUUCUGUGUCUAAAUCUAUUCAAUUAAAUGCUGAAAGAAGCAAGAGUGGUUGGAGAGACGGCAACAAAAAUACCACUUUAAAAACUUGGGAUAGAAAUGAUUUUAAGCCUCAGUGCAAAAGAACAAAUCUAAUGACAAAUAAUGGAAUAAAUUCAUGUCCAGUGAAUUUGGGAGCUCAACAAUGGAAACAAUUAAGAGUAUCUGAAUCUACUAACUUAUCUCACCAAAGAGAAAGUGAAGUACUCACACAAACACAUUCGUCAAAAAUAUCUGGCUCCACAAUGAGAAGUCUAGACAAAAACAGUUCAUUACAGGCAUUUAAGCCCAAUUUUCAACAAAAUCAAUUUAAGAAAAAAAUGUUGGAUGGUUUUCCAGAAGAAAACACCCUCAAGAAGGAAGCAUCAUUGUAUCAGUUAAAGCUUAAGGAGAAAGAGAAUUCUUUAAGAAUUAUAUCUGCAGUUAUUGAAAGCAUGAAGUACUGGUGUGCACAUGCACAGAAAACUGUACUUCUUUUUGAAAUAUUAGCUGUUCUCGAUUCAGCUGUUACACCUGGCCCAUAUUGUUCAAAGACUUUUCUUCUGAGAGAUGGGAAAAAUACUCUGCCUUGUGUAUUUUAUGAAAUAGUGAGUAUCUGUUUAAGUAUUCUUUGCAAAGCCUAUGCCAACAAAAACAUACAAAUGCAGGCUAUAAUUCAACUGUAGUAGAAAUUCUGUUAAUGAUUUAGUGGUACUUUCAACAUUUUGUUUGGUUUUAAUUAUGAUUUUAAAAUUAUUUAUUUGUUCAACUAAAAUGGAGGGCUACUAUAUGCCAGGCGCUGUGCUAGAUGCAGGGGAUACAAAGUGGAAUAAAAGUGGUAAAUGGCUCUUUCUCUCAAAGAGUUUAUAAUCUCAGGUAGAAAGACGGAAACAUAAAUGUUACACUGUGGUAUGAUAAAUGGUAUGACAAGUGGUGUGUGCAGGGUGCUAUAGAAGUAGAUAGGGAGGAUGGGUCAGAUCAGGGGAAGAUUUUUGAAGAAUGUAGUCUUGUCUUAGAUAUUUAAGGUCUAAUGAAUUAAGCCAAAGUGUUGGGAGGUGGGGGAAGAGGUUGGAGGAACACAGUCUAAGGUGAGGGAGCAACACAUGUAAAGACAUGAAGCUCAGAUAGAGCCUGGAUUGUUCAGGAAACUGCAAGUAGUUUACAAUUACCAGAGUGUAGAGUUAGUAAGUGAUGGGGGUAAGGGUAGUGGUUAUGAACUUGGGGGAAUGCAGAGAGAGUGGGCUGGGACGUAGGGAAGAGCUUGGUAACAAAGGAGGCUGGAAACUUUAUAAGACUUACAUGCUUUGUAAAAUAGUUUGGCAUUAAUUCUGAAAUUGGGCUUAAUUCUGAAAUCACACUUGGAUUCCAAUUUGUACUCCACCAUUUAUUAGCUGUAUGACCUUGAGUGAGCUCCUUAAACUUCUUGAGCAUCAGUUUUUUAAUCUGUAAAUUGGGGAGACUAAUUCCUACUUUGAAAGGUUGUUUUGGAGAUUAGAUAAUAAAAUAUAUGAAUGUAUAGCAUCUGACACAUAGCAGAUGAUCAAGAAAUAGUAGCUGUCAUGUUAUUAAUUUUUAUAAUAUCUUGAAAGCUUAUUAUUUUUCUCUAGUCUAAGUUUUAAAAAAACUUUUAUUAAAAUAUAACAUAUACAGAAAAAUGCACAAAUCAUAACUGUACAAUUCUAUGAAGGUAUCACAAAGUGAACAUUACCAAGGUUAAGAAAUAGAACAUUGCUAUCACCCUAGCGUCCUUGUGCCUCUUCCCAUUCACUCCCUCUUGUUUUCUGCCUACAAGUAACCACUACUGUGACUUUUAAUAUCAUAAAUUAAUUCUGCCUGUUUUUGAAUUUUAUAUAAAUAGUAUCAUGUGGUACGUCUUGCUUUAUGUCUGGUUUCUUUCAUUCAACACAACGUAAGAUUCAUCUGUGUUGUUGCAUGUAGCUAAAGUUCAUUUAUUUAUAUUUCUAUGUACAAUAUUCUUUUGUAUGAAUAUAUCACAAUUUAGUUUUCUGUUCUACUGUUGGUGGGCAUCUUGGUUGUUUCUUGGUUUUUUUUUAUUAUGAAUAAUACUCUGUGAACAUUCUUACAUAUGUCUCUUGUUGUGCACAUGCAUGCCUUUCUGUUGAGUAUAUACCUAGAAGUAAAAUUCCUGAAUUGUAGUGCAUUUGUAUGUUCUAACACAGUAGUUAUUGCCAAAGAAUUUUCCAAAGGGUUGUAACAGUUUACGUACUCACAAUCAGCAUAGGAGAGUUGUAGUUUCUCUGAAUUCUUAUCAACAUU